AUGGCCUGUGCUGUUUUCCAGAUACCUCCAUGGCAUCUUGAUAGAAAAUACAGCUCAUGUUCCACCAUAUUGCUAGAUAACAGCACAGUCAGCCAGCCUGAUCUUAGACACACACUAGAAAGAUAUGCAAAUAGAUCUCUGGCUAUUUUUGAAGAGCCAAUACAUCCACUUUCACAAGACAAGGCUCCAGGGAAAUCCUUCGAGCAUGAUCCCAAACGCAACUGUAUUUUCAGAUAUUUCUGUACUCUUUUUCAAGUCAUAAAACUAACAGCUCCAUGUGCAAUCGCAGCUUUGGUGUACAUCGAACGACUUUUAACUAGUGCUAACAUUGAUCUUUGUCCUACUAAUUGGAAAAAGAUUGUCCUUGGAGCCAUGCUUCUUGCCUCCAAGGUUUGGAGAAAUCGUGGUCUGUGCAGUGUGGAUGACAGCCAGAAUCCCAAGGACAUUGCAGUUGAGAACAUGAGCAAGAUGGAGAAGUGUUUCUUGGAGCUACUUGAGUUUAAUAUUCAUGUAUCUGCCAGUGUCUAUGCAAAAUAUUACUUCGACCUGCGUGCCUUGGCAAAUGACCAUGACCUGUACUUUCUAUUUAGUUUUCUUCACAAAGAUAAAGCACAGAGACUAGAGGCUGUGUCACGGCCGUGUGAAUACAAAGACUUGCAUCGAGAUGCAGCUGCAUUGAAAAGGGCUAUCAGCAUGAACUUCAUUGGGUCGCCCCUACCCGGGGCUGGGUAUUUUCCCGGCGUCAGACCUUUCUGGAUCCCGGAGGAAGCAAGUGAAACCGGCUUUGCCCUCUGCACCGCCCUGUGGACGCGGCCAGGAGGCCUGGGCUCCUGCCUGCCACACGUGGCGCAUGGAAAACUCAGUUCGGGGGGAGUCGCGGUGCUCCUGGGCGGGGAACCUCCUCGAGCCUUGGGGAUAGGAGGGCCACCCCUUAAGGGUCGGCAGUAG
Molecule: messenger RNA, 948 nt
Organism: Piliocolobus tephrosceles (Ugandan red Colobus)
Lineage: Eukaryota; Metazoa; Chordata; Mammalia; Primates; Cercopithecidae
Gene: CCNYL1B
Product: cyclin Y like 1B
Exons: 8
Coding region: 1-948 (315 amino acids)
Source: RefSeq, a predicted model, not a curated record